AUGACGUCUGCAAAACUAUUCACAGCACUCCAAGAACAAAGGAAUAUUCGUUUCAUAACCGAGGAAUUACCUGCAAUUGGUGAUUGCGUUACGACUGAACUGGCCACUUAUAAGCUGUUGAAGCUGAUUGGUAAAGGUGGUUUUGGUGUCGUCUUCGAGAGUACUAACGCAAAAAAGUUCGUUUUUAAUGAAUGA
Messenger RNA from Anisakis simplex (herring worm), 195 nucleotides. NCBI's taxonomy places the organism in Eukaryota, Metazoa, Nematoda, Chromadorea, Rhabditida, Anisakidae. The record is from the annotation of a GenBank genome assembly.